This is a messenger RNA of Hyalella azteca, 1204 nucleotides long. RefSeq lists its product as uncharacterized. Gene Ontology annotation, molecular function: FMN binding; oxidoreductase activity. The transcript is spliced from 6 exons. The coding region runs from base 425 to 1027 and encodes 200 amino acids. NCBI's taxonomy places the organism in Eukaryota, Metazoa, Arthropoda, Malacostraca, Amphipoda, Hyalellidae. The record is from RefSeq and is a predicted model, not a curated record. Gene Ontology annotation, cellular component: cytosol.
AGUAUUUUUUAAACGUAUAUUAUUUGAUCUGAGUUUGAUUCAGACUGAAGGAAUUUUCGACCAAAAAGUUUAAACUAAAUCCAAUUAACGACGUAAACUUCAAAUAGCUGCUCAAAAAUGAUGAGAAAGAAAAAAAAACGAGACUACUGUGCGGCUUAAUCUGCGCUAAAGACAUUUCUUUAUUUAUAUAAUUUCAGUGUCUUCUAUCAUUUUAGAUUACGCUAACAAAUUCUUGCCUUUUAACAUACUUCAUGUUUCACUUUUCCAGAAUUGUCUUAAUAUUGCCGUGAAAGAUAUAGGUACAGUUUCUUGAUCAAGGAUUUGAAACUAGUAAAGCGGUCACUAAAGCAUACUGAAGAAGGUGACAAGACUGAUCAUUGAUUAAUUAAGAGGCUUGCGAGACCCUAACUGCGAUCGGGAAAAGAUGACGUCCUCGCUGAAAGUGCUGGUGGUGCUGGGCAGCAUGAGGGAGGGCAGGAUGGCCGACCGUGUCUCCAAGUUCAUCCAAAAUAAAGUCAAGCAAGCUGGUCACUCACCCACGGUCCUAGACCCUGAGGCGUUGCCAAAUGAGGGCACGGUCGUUUGUCCUCUUCAUUUUCACCGAGACCCUUCGAAAAUUCCUCAGUGGAUGACCGAUACCAAUGAGAUAAUUAAGGGCAGCGAUUGCGUGAUUGUUGUGACGCCGGAGUACAACUGUGCGCCUCCUCCUGCUCUUCUCGCUGUCUUUAACAACUUUCCUCCCGCUUCAUUCCGGCACAAGCCUGUGUCCAUCGUCUGCUACUCGAUAGGUCAGUUCGGCGGGCUACGCGCCGCGGCGCUGGUUCUGCCGUUCUUCAACGAACUCGGUCUCGUUCCUCUCCCCAAGAGCGUCGUAAUCCCCAACGUGCCGCAGAAGUUGUCAGAGGAUGGCACGUGUCUGGAGGAGCGCGUGAGUGUCAGCGCUGACGCCCUCGUCAGGGAGAUGACGUGGUACGCUAACGCCCUCAACGCCUACGCCGCUACCGUCCCACCGCCGCCCAAACAGUAACCGCGCGUGCGGUCAACCUGACGGCCUCUUAUGGCAAUUAUUCAGCACGUUAACGUAACUUCAGUAGAUACUUGUUGUUGUUUCAUCAUUCAUCUUUUGCUGCAUCGUUCAUCUUCUACUGUUGCUUCAUCAUUCAUCUUCUACUGUUGCUUCAUCAUUCAUCUUCUACUGUUGCUU